GCUUUGGGGCGAGGUCGCCCCCUGCGCGCUGAGGGGGCCGGGCCGGGCCGGGCCGCCGAGACCCGCCGCUUCCACCUGUGCCUUGCCCCGUGCGCGGCCUCGGCCCGUUACUGCCCCUUUGUAGAGACGGGGAAGGUGAAGGUCGGGGGCGCUGAAUGAGUUUACCGAGGUCGGCAGCUCGUGCAGGGCCAGGUCUGAACCCUGGCGCCUGGAUUGUGUUUUAACUGCCUGGCGGUGCUCUGAAAGGCCAGGCCGUGUGUCCAGGAAGCAUCAUGAGCAGACUGGCGGAGCGGGCGCCAGCCGGCGGUACCACUCAGCACGCCCCGGGUGCCGGCGCGUAGCUGCCCGGUGCACCGAGUGCCCCGCACCCUGUCUCAGAGGGGACCCCGACGAGGACAGUGCAAAGUGCACAAUACUAGUAGGUGCUUCAGGACAAAACUGCCGGCAUUUCAGAGAAAGAAGUAUUUGGGGCCAGGAAGAAAUUGUGGAAGGGGUGGCAUUUCGCUGGGCCGUGAAGUGCUACUUGAAUUUGGACACUGAGAAAUUAGGAGGCCAGACUUAGGCAGUGGCAGGAGCAAAGUCCCAGAGAAGAGAAUGUGAGAAGGGGAAUUAGAUGGGAAAGGGAGGGUGAGGUGAGAUCCUGAAGGGCUUUUUCAGUCCUGGCCACUUGGCUCCCUAGGUGUUAGAAAGCAAUGAGUUGGAUGGCAGGGGUUAGUAAGAGAAUAGAGACAGAGGCCAGAGAGGGGCUUUAGAAUUCAUUUAUAACCUUAGCCUCAAGGAGAAGUCUACCUGUGAAUGUACCACAUUAUGAAAGUGUAUUAGGAUACAAGCUCUCUCCUAGGACAGAGAGACCCCAAAAUAGAGUGGCUUACCUACAGGACUUAACUUGUCUCUCCCAUAACCUUCCAGAGAGGCAGCUGUUUUGCACAGGGUGGGCCAAGCACUCAGAUUGUCUCUUGUUGGCCAGAAUUUACUCACAUGGUAAUACCUAGCUCCCAGGGCGGCUGGGGAAAAUGGCCACAAACUGUGUGGCCGCGUGCCAUUGGGCAGUGUUUCAUAGCUCAAGGGAAGACGUAUUGUCUGCAUGGUAGGGACAGUUCGUCUCUGCCACAGAAACAUUUCUGCUCUGUUUGGUAGAUAUUUCAUCUUGAAGCUUUUGCCAUCUGCAGAGCAUAAUUUAGACCAGUGCUGCUCAGUAGACUUUCUAUGAUGAUGAAGAAACUUCUCUUUUCUGAAUCAUCCAGUAUGGUCACCGUGAGCCACAGGGGCCAUUGAACACUUCACAUGUAGCUAGUGCAGUUUAGGAAGUGAACUUUCAUUUUUAACCACAGUUAGCUGGUGGUUAGUUUUUUAGACAGUGUACAUCUGGACCAUGGGAUUGAAAGGGCGUGGUUAGGCUAUCAUUGAAAGUGUCUGGCCCAGUAUCAUCAUCCCCCUUUUCUCAUCUGAAAAGCCCAAGUGCAUGGUUACCUUUCUGUUUGGUGAGUGAGACAUAAGUGGUACAAACUGAAAUAUCCAUCUUCAGUUGUUCCAUUAGCUGCCAAAUCCUCACUUCCAGCAUCUCUUUCAGCUGGGACGGUGCCGGAGCGUGAAGGAGUUUGAGAAGCUGAACCGCAUUGGGGAAGGCACCUACGGCAUCGUUUGUGAGUGGUUGAGAUGGGAGGCCAGGAGCUUAGGAAAGGCCCACAGUAGCUGUGUUAGGGCUGGAAGGUGCCAGGGCAAAAGCCUGUACAAGUGAUUACCUGUCUGAAUAACCAUAAGAUUUCUAGUGUGUAACUGUGAGUGGCCGUAACUGUUUCAGCAGUAAAGUGCAAAACUCCCAAAAGCAGCCAGAGCUGUAGCUUGCAGCAGCUGCAACAUUGGUGUGCAUCCCCCUGCUAAGUAUUUGGAAGUUUCACAAAUCAGCACAAUGUUUUGAGGAGCCAUCUUUGUGCAAAAUAAGUGUUCUUUUUUUUUUUUAGAUAAAGUACCUGAUUUGGUGCUAGAACAUAGUAACAACAGAACACCAAGCAGUGAUCUGCAUACUAACUCAAAGGGAAACUUAGAGGAAGCUUGUUAUAACUAGGCACCCUGUACCCAGGGCAAACAAGGACUCCCCAAGAGCGUGUGUCUAGUGGGGCCACAGGUGUUGGGUUGCACAGGGUAAGGACCAAGUGUCACUGGGCACCUGGUUGUCGAAGAAGAAAAAGGGAACCCCAGAUGUCAGGAAGAAGCCCUGUGUGGCACAAGGGUGUGCAGUUGGGGAGCAGGUUGGAUUCCAUCACAGAUGAGUUUGCAUCCCAGAUCGGGCUCGGGACACCCAGACCGACGAGAUUGUUGCCCUGAAGAAAGUACGGAUGGACAAGGAGAAGGAUGGGGUCCCCAUCAGCAGCCUUCGUGAGAUCACACUGCUCCUCCGCCUUCGCCAUCCAAAUAUUGUGGAGCUGAAGGAGGUAGUUGUGGGGAACCACCUGGAGAGCAUCUUUCUGGUGAUGGGUUACUGUGAGCAAGACCUGGCCAGCCUUCUGGAGAAUAUGCCAACGCCCUUCUCUGAGGCCCAGGUCAAGUGCAUUGUGCUGCAGGUGCUCCGGGGCCUCCAGUAUCUACACCAGAACUUCAUCAUCCACAGGGACCUGAAGGUUUCCAACUUGCUCAUGACUGAUAAGGGCUGUGUGAAGACAGCGGAUUUUGGCCUGGCCCGGGCCUAUGGCAUCCCAGUGAAACCAAUGACACCCAAGGUGGUCACUCUGUGGUACCGAGCCCCUGAACUGCUGCUGGGAACCACCACACAGACCACCAGCAUUGACAUGUGGGCCAUGGGCUGUGUCCUGGCUGAGCUGUUGGCCCACAAGCCCCUUCUCCCCGGCACAUCUGAGAUCCACCAGGUUGACCUGAUCGUACAGCUGCUGGGGACACCCAGUGAGAACAUCUGGCCAGGCUUCUCCAAGCUGCCACUGGUCAGCCAGUACAGCCUGAGGAAGCAGCCUUACAACAACCUGAAGCACAGGUUCCCGUGGCUCUCAGAGGCCGGCUUGCGUCUACUGAACCUGCUCUUCAUGGCGACGGCUGGGGACUGCCUGGAGAGCUCGUACUUCAAGGAGAAGCCCCUGCCCUGUGAGCCGGAGCUCAUGCCCACCUUCCCCCACCACCGCAACAAGCGGGCCGCCCCAGCCGCGUCUGAGAGCCACAGCAAGCGCUGCAGGCCCUGACUGCCUGAGGCCCCUGCCAGCCAGGCUGACAGGCUCCUGAGAUCCAUCUUGACCCUUGGCUAAGACUCACCAGCUGCUUCGGCUGACUGCACGGAUUCCUGCCGCCUCCACCUACCACUGCCCCAGAACAGCAGGGUGUAGAUAUGGGGUGAUGCGGGUGGGUGCGCCCUGAGGCUGUCCCCACCUAUGCUGUGAUGGCGCCCUCUGGUGGCCAUGCGGGUCCUGCCCACUUGGCUCCUAGAAACUCAGGAAGCGCCCACUGGGCCCCUCAGUGGAUAUUGCAGCUUGGGGUGUGCAGGCCUCUCAUGGUUGCUGUGUCCUCUCGGUCACCCAGGCCUGCCCGGGGCAGGGAGAAGCUGUGGUGGGACUCUGUAGGAAGGAGGGAUUGGAUGUGGUUUACUGGGGUCUGGGCCAUGACCACUCUGAGACCCCAGAGGAAGAGCCCUGUUGGGGUUGGUGCUGCAGGAACUCAGAGAUGAAAGCUUUCCUGACAGA
Molecule: messenger RNA, 3683 nt
Organism: Miniopterus natalensis
Lineage: Eukaryota; Metazoa; Chordata; Mammalia; Chiroptera; Miniopteridae
Source: RefSeq, a predicted model, not a curated record